AUGGACCGCAAUCGCAUCCAAACUUCACGAUCGUCCGAAAACACUCAGCAUAUCACCUCUUCGUUACCAACCCAAAAACUCAAAGAUUCCUGCGAUAAAUGCUCUGCCUCCAAAGUACGUUGCACAAAGGAGAAACCCUUAUGUGCUCGCUGCGAUAAGCUCGGAUACACAUGCUUUUACAGCCUAGCAAGACGGGCUGGCCGCCCUUACCGGUCGAAAAAACAAUUAUCAGAAGGAGGGAAUGGCGAAGAAACAAGCACAUCCUCUACGAGAGAUUUAACAACGAACCAGUUCGUAGACGAGAGUGCAAGGAUAUACUCUCGCUUCAAUGCCUCCUCCACACCCGUCGAUGUGACCUCCAAUAGCUCAAUCUCAAAUUCUACUCCGGAACAACAUGACUCCAAUAUCACAAAAAGCCAUGACGCCUCUGAUCCGGACUGUUUGCUAGUCGCUCUGGACAUAUUAUCCGAAAUAGAAGUGCCAGCAGAGCAAAUGAGACGAGUAUCCCCCGGAGAUACAAAUCUUCUCAACACGACCGCACAAACCGUCACAGCGGCCUUUCAGCGCCUCUCUGCAGUUUUGAUUUGCCCUUGUUCCGAGCGAGCGGAGGUGGGGAUGCUCGUUUCUGCAAUUUGCAUGUCCAUCAUCGACAUGCAUGCUCUGACAAUUGCAAACAUUGCAAAAGACCAGCCACCCACUAGGCUGGUCACUCAGCCAAUGACAUGGGAUAAUUCCAGUAUCGGGUCUCAUAGGUCUCCUGAGUAUGAGGUUACGGCUAUACAUAUUUUUGUGGAGCUUUCUGAACUGGCCAAGCUCAUUUUGCAGCUGACUGAGCGCUUUGAUGAAGGAAGUGAAAUUUUAAACAGGGAGAGUCUAGGAAAUGGAUCGGAGCUGCCAACGGACUUUCUGCCAGGAAUGGCUACUUUUUUGCGGGAGAGGUUGCAGCUAAUCACAAAUGACGCUACUCAUUGGCUUGGAUAG
Messenger RNA from Penicillium concentricum, 981 nucleotides. RefSeq names its product Zn(II)2Cys6 transcription factor domain-containing protein. Gene Ontology annotation, biological process: aflatoxin biosynthetic process; regulation of DNA-templated transcription. The record is from RefSeq and is a predicted model, not a curated record. Gene Ontology annotation, cellular component: nucleus. The transcript has a single exon. Lineage: Eukaryota; Fungi; Ascomycota; Eurotiomycetes; Eurotiales; Aspergillaceae. The coding region runs from base 1 to 981 and encodes 326 amino acids. Gene Ontology annotation, molecular function: DNA binding; zinc ion binding; DNA-binding transcription factor activity, RNA polymerase II-specific.